Messenger RNA from Culex quinquefasciatus (southern house mosquito), 697 nucleotides. RefSeq names its product CCR4-NOT transcription complex subunit 1-like. The record is from RefSeq and is a predicted model, not a curated record. The transcript has 2 exons. The coding region runs from base 72 to 407 and encodes 111 amino acids. NCBI's taxonomy places the organism in Eukaryota, Metazoa, Arthropoda, Insecta, Diptera, Culicidae.
AUCGUCUUGCAGAAGCCCGCCAAAACCAAGUCAGUCCAGCCAACUCCCAGUCGCUGCUGCGGUCGCCCGUAAUGGACACUGCCUUGGGCAGUCUGGUGAUGGAAAUCGGCUACACGUUAACGGCUUCGCUGGAGGACUGCAAGAACCACCUGCCGAAGAUUGGCGACAGGAAGAACACGGCGCAGGAUGUGGCCAAGAUUAUUUCGUCGAUGUGUUUGACGCACGCGUCGCUUUCGGAGAGUCCUGUGGUACACGCUCUCGGCACAGCUGCUGCACAAAGCGCGCGUACGUCGAGUCUUCUUAAUCCAGAACUUCCGGCCAAACUGAGCCUGAGCGAGGUGGAAACCAUCGGCAAGAACCCCACGGACAGCGGGGAGUACACUUUAAACGAACCCCAAAUACACUGAAAAGCGACAUGAUCGCCGUCAAACUCAGCUCCAAGACCGUGCUCGAGGAGAUCACUCCGUCCGUUAUCGAACCUUCGUUCGGCGUUGGCCGCAUCAUGUACUCGCUCCUUGGGAACAGCUUCCGAAAGCGCUAAGGCGAGGAACAGCGCAGCUAAUUCUCGCUGACCCCGAUCGUGCCCCCCCUCAAGUGCUUUCGUACUGCCGCUGAGCAACAACACCGACUUCUCCCCAUUCAGGAAGAAGAUCUGUAAGUAGUCUACCUCUCAAGCAAAACUUCCUUCUAACCCAAA